UGAAGUCGGUCUCGGUGGACGAUUAAUUAUAUACAUACAUUUAUUUACAAUUUAAUGAUUUUUCUUGAAAAUAUGAAUUUUCUUUAGUUAUUACCUCGUUAUAUUACACUACUUGCCUCGUUUGAAAGUAUAUUUACAUUCAGAAUUUGGUUUUUUCCAGUAAAUAGUCCCAACAAUGUCUGAAAAACUUAAGAAUAUUCCAGAGCAAAAGCUAAAAGCUUUUUCAAUUGGAACAAUGGGUAAAAGAACAUUAUCUAAAAGAGAGCUUGAAGAACAAAGGAAGAGGGAAGAAGAAAAAGCUGCUGCUCAUGUGUUUCAAGAAUUUGUGGAAACUUUUCAAGAAGCACCCUUAAAUGGUAGUAGUAAAGUUUGGGUUAAAGCUGGCACAUUUGAUGCAGGGUCAAGAAAGGAAGAUACAAAAGAUAAAGGACAACUAUACAAGCCAACAGCAAAAUUUCAACCCAGUUCUGAAACUCUAUCCUCCACAGAAAAAGCUCAGGCAUUUGCCAAAUUACUUAGCAUUGAUACUAAAAAGCCUGCUAAAUCUAAGAGGACAGGAAAAAGUAAUUUGGAAAGCUUUAUGGAGGAAUUAAAACAGAUACAGGAAGAGAGAGAAGAAAGACAUAAAUACAAAUCCUAUAUAAAGACUCCUAUUGAAAAUGAGCUAGACAUGUUCAUGAGAGGAGACCUUGGUUCCUUUGAUAAUGGAGAUCCUAACACAACUAACAUUUACUUAGGGAAUCUUAAUCCUAAACUCACAGAACCUCAACUUAUGGAAAUAUUUGGUAGAUAUGGACCACUCGCAAGCAUAAAAAUUAUGUGGCCAAGGUCUGAUGAAGAAAAAGCUAGAGGCAGGAACUGUGGCUUUGUGGCAUACAUGUCCCGCAAAGAUGGUGAACGAGCCCUCAGGAACUUAAAUGGAAAAGAUAUUUUUGGUUAUGAAAUGAAGUUAGGUUGGGGCAAAGCUGUUGUUAUACCUACACAUCCUAUUUACAUUCCCCCAAUUCUUAUGGAAGUUAGUCAACCUCCACCACCUUCAGGGCUACCUUUUAAUGCUCAACCUGCCUCUGAGGAUAGAGAUGUAUUACCUCAAACCAACGAAGAGCUAGAGCUAAUUCUAAGUAGGGCAGUAAUUAAAGUAGUCCUACCUAAUGAUAAAAAUCUCAUAAUGCUUAUACAUAGAAUGGUUGAGUUUGUGGUCAGAGAAGGGCCAAUGUUUGAGGCUAUGAUAAUGAAUAGGGAGUUGCUCAAUCCACAGUUUAGGUUUCUAUUUGAAAAUCAAAGUCCCGCCCAUAUUUACUACAGAUGGAAAGUAUAUUCAAUUUUACAUGGAGAUGCCCAAAAGGAAUGGAGAAAUAAAGAGUUUAGAAUGUUCAAAGGAGGUUCAGUGUGGAAGCCACCAGUUAUGCAUUCAUACACAGCAGGCAUGCCAGAUGACUUAAUAAAUGAUGAUGACAUACUAAGGGAUUCUUCAAAAGGAGCUCUUUCCAAAGGACAAAGAGAUAGGUUAGAGGAUAUCAUUCGUAACAUCACUCCUGAGAAAAAGAGAAUUGGUGAAGCAAUGAUUUAUUGUAUUGACCAUUCUGAAGCAGCUGAGGAAAUAGUCGAGUGCAUUACUGAGUCUUUAUCCAAUGAGUCGACUUUGAUUACCAAGAAAAUAGCCAGAUUAUACGUCGUUUCCGAUAUUUUAAGCAACUGCGGUGUCAAAGUCAAUAAGGCAUCGAAUUAUAGGAAAAUUUUCCAAGACAAACUCUUUGACAUCAUAAGAGAAAUUAAAAAAGCUUAUGACAGUCUUGAGAGUCGUCUUCAAGCCGAAGGUUUUAAGGUCAGAGUUCUCAGGGUUCUAAAAUCUUGGGAGGAUGCCGGAAUUUAUACUUUGGACUUUAUGACAAAACUUCACAAUGCAUUUUUAGGUCUUGACCUUCAAAAAGGUGCUGCUCCAGAAAAAGAGGAUGAUCUUGAUGGAAAUCCUCUUGAUCACAACAGAAAUUCAGAUGAGGAUGGAGUUCCUAUAGAUGGUGCAGCUUUAUUGAAGAACGCCAUGAGUCACUACAAUAGUUCUCCCGAGGAUGAAGAAGAUAUUGAUGGUGAAGAAAUUAAAGAGGAUCCUGCAGAUUUAAGGUCACUCGUUCGCGCAGGAUUCACCAGGUCUAAAUGGGAGGCUGUUGAUCCAGACCAAGUAGAAGCUCAAGCCAUGACAACCAGCAAGUGGGAUUUAUUGGAAAACAGUCAAGAAAACACUCAGGACAGCUCAGGAAAUCCUAAUGACAAUGAUUCUCCUCUAGAUUAUGGUGAUACUAGAAACAUGACUGAAGAAAGACGCCAGAAGCUACGAGAAAUCGAAGUGAAAGCUGUUCAAUACCAAGACGAACUUGAAUCGGGUCAGCGUUCCCUAAAAAGUGGUUGGUCGGUACCCCAACAGGUGGAGCACUACCGACGUAAACUACUGAAGAAGUCAGAGAAAGAAUCGAAGAAAGAGGUGAAGGCUGAAAAGACGCCUAAACAUGAAAAACAUAAGAAGGAUAAAGAUUAUGAAAAGAGCGAGAGACGACUAGAGGAGGGGUCCGAUGACGAAUACUACAAUAAGGAACAUACCUCUAGAAAAAGUAAAAAACAUGCUCGCAGCUCUUCAACGGGUUCCACCUCAAGACACAGGUCAAGAAGCCGCAGCCCGACAAGAAAACGCACCAGACAACAAAGUCGUUCUCCCACCCCUCCCCGUUCCCGUCGUCCAAGUCCUUCAUCCUCUCGCUCAUCGCGCAAGCGUAGAGACUCUCCUGGUUCUCCCAUUAGCUCCACUAGCCGAUAUUCUCCUCCUCAUAGCACCAGUCGCCAUAGCAGGUUGUCUCCGUCUCCUGUAAGGAGCUCAAAACGUUCGAGGAACCGAUCCUCAUCUCCUAAAAGGAGGAGUAGGAGUACUUCCAGGACUAGGUACUAUUCUCCGGACUCCACUAGCACUAGCUCGAGAAAACAUAGGCAUAAGCACAAGUACUAACACAAGGUGAUGCAAGAGGAAAGUAGUUUAUGUUUGUCCUGUAUCAGCGUCUUUGUGGCCUGCCUAAUUUAGACUAGAUUUAGAAAUAGAUUGAUUUUAGAGGUAGUUAAGCGAAGGGUUUGACUGCUUAAAGGUACUUGUACCACUAUGCUUCAAUGGCGGUGACCUUAAGACUUAACGGAAAUGACUUAAAAACAUACUGUGAAUUUUAAAUGUGAUUUUUGACAUUUCUUUUUACUUUGUGGACAAUUAUGGUGCUUUUUUGAGGUGUUACUGCUUCUAAGAAAAAGUAGUGUUGCUUGUAGCACAAAGCGGUUAAAUCGUUUCGUUUUACUGCCUCUGUCAAGUUAUUAGUUUGACCCUAUUAGUCGUUUAUACUUUUUAUGAGCACGUUUUACACCCAAAGUUAAAAAUUAAAAAUUAUCAGUUUUUCCCGAAAACAAUGAUUUACAAGUCAUGGUUUUCUGACUCUAUUCUUGAUUUAAUUUUGAAAUAUUUACGAUAUGUUAGGUCGAAAAGGCCUAGGAUAUGUGUGAUAUGUGAGAUUCACAACAAUCUUUCAUAUUUGGUGUUGUUGAUUGACAAAAAUUAAGUGGAAGUGCAUAUUAGCAGCUGAAAAUUUAACAUUUCAAAUUUUGUUUGAGAAUUUGUAUGUAUACAAAUAUUUUAUCUUUAUUUAUAAA
Messenger RNA from Anthonomus grandis grandis, 3678 nucleotides. Its product is annotated as U2 snRNP-associated SURP motif-containing protein. The transcript has 15 exons. Gene Ontology annotation, molecular function: RNA binding. The record is from RefSeq and is a predicted model, not a curated record. Gene Ontology annotation, cellular component: nucleus. NCBI's taxonomy places the organism in Eukaryota, Metazoa, Arthropoda, Insecta, Coleoptera, Curculionidae. Gene Ontology annotation, biological process: RNA processing. Bases 176 to 2995 code for a protein of 939 amino acids.